AUGCCGCGACCAACACGGUCUCGAGCCGCCGCGUCGCGCAAGGCAGACUCCUCGUCCGACACCGCACCUGCGGCCCCCGCCGUGAGAGACAAGGCGCCGAUCCAGUCCGACUCGACAGAUAACAUCUAUGGGGUCAGCGAUCGCGAAAUCGAGCGCCAAAGGAAGAAGAAGGCCGCCUCGCCGAGGAUCUCUGCCACGCCCGCAUCCGAGCGGUCUGCCACCACGGCGGGACGGAGCACGCGCAGCCGCGCCACCAUGGCCAGCAAUGUGAUGGAUCAAACCGCCCUGCGGAGCUCAAGAAGCCGACGCGAUGCCGCGCUGAGCAAGCUCGACGAUCUCACUUCCACCACCACCGACGCGCGCGACAGCUCCGACAUGGUCGUUAGCCCCGUGGUCGAGGCCGGCCGCAACGCGCAGAUGGAGGCGUCGUCGCUGCUGGGCCCACGCGGUCGCGCCGGCGACCUCUCCGGAUUGGAGAUCAACGACAGCGAGAUCUUUGGCCACCUCGACAGCAGCUUCGACAUGACAGGGAACAACGACAAGGACGAGAGCGGUAGCACCACCACCACGGGACAGCACACGGGCACUCGUUCGGCCGACACGUCCACCUUCAACGUCAGUGUGUUCAAGCGCCAGCCGCGCCGCCGCCAGUCCAGCAUUGUGGGGAAGGACGACGCGCCCAUCCGCCCCAGCAGCCGAGGCCCGACGACGCCGGGCCUGAGCUCGACUUUUAAUCUGGGCAACUUCAAGAGGCGCGCGCGCCAGCCGAGUAUCCUGUUGUCGUCUGCACAGAAGGCAUCGAUGUCUGCGCAGCGGUCGAGGGCUGCGUCGGAGGCUAGCGAGAAUGCCGUCGAGUCUGAGGCCGAGGAGGAAUCUUUCCUGCCUGAGGCAGAGGGAACACCUGUGCGGCCGUCGCGGGGAAGAGCCAGUGCUGCGAAGGACGUGGUCGAGUCGGUGGAGGGUGGAACGCGCUCGCGGAAGAGAAAGUCUACGGAAAGCCACGAGGCCGAGGUCGCCAAGAGACGAGCUGUUGAAUCAGACGAGGACGCGAUCCACCAAUCUAUCGAGAUGGAUGACCGGUCGUCGCCACCUACCCUUCUCUCGCGCACUCCAGACUUGGAUGACGACAGCGUUCUCGCCCCGCCAGCCAGCAGCAGCUCGUCUGAGGCUGGCAGCCCGAUGGUAUGGCCCUCGCUGAACAUGUUGGGAAAGAAACACCGCGGCCGUGCGGCGCCCCGAGGCACGAAGACGCCGGUCUUGGACGAUGACAUGUCUGACAUCUCCGAACCGCCGUCUUUGACACACUCGCCGAAUUUGAAGGCGAGGGACGCAGCACCCAAGGGCAAAAGCAAGACCGCCGCACGAAAGGAGUCACCACAGCUGUCCACUGCUGAUCUUGCCGCACUUCUCCCACGCCGACGACGCAAGGUUCGUCGUGAUGGCGAGGGGUCAGAGAAUGAGGAGACCGGGUCCGAUCACGACGUGUACGACACUUCACGCCAAGUCCGGGCUUCGAAGAAGAGGACGGCACGACCAAUGACUGGUCCGUCAUCGAAAGCAAACCAGACAAACCAAGCAAAGCCCACGGCCGCACCAGCAAAACGGACGACGAGAAGGACAUAUGGAUCACGGAGGUUUGACAAGGAGAACGACGCCGAGGGAGACUCCAUCGAAGUCGGCGAGGACGCAUCCACACCCCUGGACGACACCAUGUUCGACGCUGACGAGACAGCGGCGACGUCUCAGGAGCUGGGCGAGGAGCUAAAGGCCGCGUCCAAGAAGUUCAAGGAGGUGGAUAAGUGGGAGCUGGACUAUGAGGAGGUUGUCGAAUCCUCGUCGCCCCUGCCUGAGGGGCGCUAA
This is a messenger RNA of Diaporthe amygdali, 1860 nucleotides long. RefSeq lists its product as uncharacterized. The coding region runs from base 1 to 1860 and encodes 619 amino acids. The transcript has a single exon. The record is from RefSeq and is a predicted model, not a curated record. Lineage: Eukaryota; Fungi; Ascomycota; Sordariomycetes; Diaporthales; Diaporthaceae.